AUGCCUUUCUACUGCUGUCAAACGUUGCUGGUGGCCGAUAGAGACAGUGAAAAUAUGAACUUUUAUAAAAAUUCUAACCGUCAAAUAGUUCACCAUAAUGGAUUUAGACGUCGUAUUAUAUCAAAGGAAAUGGCAUUUUACUGUUUCGACUUGCUAGCUAGCCAUUUAUAUCGUUUGAAAGAGCCUCCUCGGCCACAGUUCACUAAUGAUGCUUUCCCGUUGUUUGUUACAUGGAAGAUUGGUCAUGAUCACCGACUUAGAGGUUGUAUAGGAACAUUUGCCACCAUGCCACUUCAUUCUGGUUUAAAAGAAUACACAUUAUCUAGUGCUCUAAGGGAUGGUCGAUUUUCACCUGUUACUAAGGAUGAGUUACCUAAUUUGCAUUGCUCUGUUUCUGUAUUAACCAAUUUUGAAGAAGGAGUCAAUUAUUUAGACUGGGAAACUGGUGUUCAUGGUCUUAGAAUUGAAUUUAUAAAUGAAAAAGGUCAUAAAAGAACAGCAACCUAUCUACCAGAAGUUGCAAAGGAGCAAGGUUGGACUCAAAUUCAAACCAUUGAUUCUCUAAUGAGAAAAGGAGGAUAUAAAGGUCCUAUAAGCCCUGAAGUGCGGAAUUCCAUUAAAGUUACCCGUUAUCAAAGUGAAAAAGUAACUGUUAGUUAUAACGAAUUCAUGGCUGCUAAGCAGCGUGGAACUUCAUGACACAAGUGUCUUUUUAGGAGUGAAGUCAUGAUGUUAAGGGAAAAAAAAACACAAUGCAUAGACUUAUAAAGAAUUGUUUUAUUCAAAUGGGAUUAACCUUUGGUAUAUCCUGUGUUGCUCUACUGGCAGCUGUCAGGUUAUAUUCCUAUGUAAUGUUGUUUUUUACAUUCUUUAAUCAUACUGUUUUAUGUCUUAGGCCGGAGGCACUAUAGUAUUUAAGAUAUUGUUAUUAUUGCCAUUUGUCUUGCUUUAACAUUAAAAUGAACACUAGGCUGAAUACUAAGUGAUAUUUUUGAAAUCAUAUGAUGUAUCUCAAGGUUUAGUUUCAUAUUACMAGCUUGUACCAAAUCAUAUCCACCUAGCUUGUUCAAAGCCAAGAAAACAUUUAAAAAAUGACAACAAUGACAAUUGAAUGGAAACUCAUUUCUUGUGUGAAUGCUACAUGGAGACACUGUGAAAUACGAAGCUCUAUGUCAAAAUUAUACACUAAGAUGCUCUAACAUAAUCAAGACAUAAAGUUCUAUUAGGUGGGGACAUAUGAAGCAUGACUUGUCAAAGAAUAUCCAAUCCAUGAGUGCUUUUGUUUCUGUACAUAUGCCAAAUUGUGUUUUUGAUUCUUCAGAAUUAGCGAAUUUACAUAACAUGUUUAUCUUAUCGGAUUACCCUUCAUUCUCUGCUUAAACAAUGAAGUAAAUUACAAUUUCAAUGGAAUUAUGCUGUGAUAUAGUUAACUGCGGAAACUGGAUGUUCCAUAAAGCAAAUACUUUSCAGAGAAUGUAGUGAAGUUUUGAGAAAGAUCAAGUUUCCAAAGGGCACUAUCAUAGCAAAAUGACCAAGAUUUCAAAUUAUGCUCAGUUGUUCUUAUUGUUCAACAACAAAAUUUUGCUCUGCAGUGGCACUAUUGCAUCAAAAUGGUUGACUCUCCACCAAUGAGAGCAGAGGAAAGUUUGUUGUUGAAUUUUAAAUGUAUAUAUGUAAUAACUGUUGUUCAUUAAUGAGAUAUGCCUUUCAGUCAGCUAGUGUUCAUUUUAAUAUCAAAUAUUAUAGAAAUAUUGUUCUGUACAUAUCGACUAAGAUACUAUGAAAUUGUAAUGAGCUGCAAUAUUCUUAUCUUUAAAUUGAUACAAUUAUUAUUAUAUUAUUGUUAGGGUUUGGUUAUAAGGAAUUUCAAUAAAUAUAAAACAAACAAAAACAAACAAAGCAGUUU
This is a messenger RNA of Exaiptasia diaphana, 1906 nucleotides long. RefSeq names its product AMME syndrome candidate gene 1 protein. The transcript is spliced from 5 exons. The record is from RefSeq and is a predicted model, not a curated record. Lineage: Eukaryota; Metazoa; Cnidaria; Anthozoa; Actiniaria; Aiptasiidae. The coding region runs from base 1 to 699 and encodes 232 amino acids.